Macrosteles quadrilineatus (aster leafhopper) is the source of this 15660-nucleotide messenger RNA. RefSeq lists its product as uncharacterized. NCBI's taxonomy places the organism in Eukaryota, Metazoa, Arthropoda, Insecta, Hemiptera, Cicadellidae. The record is from RefSeq and is a predicted model, not a curated record. The coding region runs from base 41 to 15658 and encodes 5205 amino acids. The transcript is spliced from 22 exons. Gene Ontology annotation, biological process: lipid transport. Gene Ontology annotation, molecular function: lipid carrier activity.
UAGUGCCAGUGACUUGUGUGUGUUGGCAGCAGUGAUAGUGAUGUUAACACUAGUGAUAGUGGCAGCCCUGCUGGCUGUCACGACAGCUGAUAGAGGGGGUGGCUUGAAUUCAAAUGUUCCUCGUACCAGACUGAGUCAGCAAUGUGCAGGAGUUUGUAAAGAUAGUGCUAAAUUCAGUCUGACGCCUGGCUGGACUUAUGUGUACAACUAUGAGGGAACGUCCACCUCGGAAGUGGCCGGGUCGAGCAACGAGACAUCGCAGAUUAGAAUACUGGCGAAGGCUCAUGUCACCGUGUCAUCUCGGCCAUGUGAGCUGAUACUGACUGUGCGAGAUGUCGAACUACUUGACUCAGACAAGGAUGGCUUAAGUCCCGCAGAUGGUCAGAAGCAGUUUGCAGCGGAGCUGGAGCAGUUUCCGCUGAGAUUCAGUUUCCAGGACGGUCGCGUAGAGCAGCUUUGUCCAUCAGCUGAUGAGCCGACCUGGACACUCAACAUCAAACGAGGUUUACUCUCCAUGCUACAAAACACCAUGUCAGACUUCACACGGGAGGGACAUUUGUACGAGAAAGAUGUGAGUGGAAGUUGUGAGACGAUGUACUCGGUUUCUCCGAUGAUGUGGAGUGACGUCAAGGUGCUCAAGUACAAGAACUUGCAGAGUUGUAGUGGCAGAAGCCAUCACACCCUGGGACUUCCUUCUAGCUGGACCUCCGGGGCAAAGUCCACUCCGAUAAUCAAAAGUGAACAAAUCUGCGAGCAGACGAUCAGAACAGACAACGGCACUUAUCUGGCUAACUCUCGGUGUCAGGAGAGUCAUGUGUUUGCGCCGUUCUCCAACGGAGCAUCCGGUGUCAGGACCAUCGCUGAGACUGUCUUGUCAUUGGACAGCAUUGAACAACUCGACAAAACCUUUCCUGUUGAUAUUUUUGUCAACAAGAGGACUGGACUGAUGUUUGAGUACAGUCCGGAAACGGAUGAAGCUGCAGUAACAGUUGAUCAGGUUUGGACUGUACUCAAUCAGCUGGUAGCUCAUAGUCAGCUCGGUGUAGACGACAAAGUUCCUCAGCUGUUCAAUCAGUUGGUCACACUACUUGCGAAGAUGGACGACCAACAGUUGGUCCAGUUGUUUGACGAGGUGAGGGACAGCCGUACCAGAGGCUACUUGUUGGACGCCCUUCCACUGCUGGGCUCGUCUGGUAGUGUGUGGGCGAUGUACCAGAUAUACAUGUCCGGGGAAGUCACCAGGGCAGAGGUCGACCAGUGGCUCUCGGCUCUGGCGUUCCAUCAACAACCAUCGCUGGAACUGGUCGACAGACUUGCGCUGUUCACGACAGAUGAUUACCAACCGAGGACCUGGCUAGCAGCUGGUGCAAUCAUACAUUCUUACUGCAAACAUGACCCUGAAUGCAAACAAAGACGUGAAGUUCAGACCGUCUUGGCAAAAUUUGAGGCGGUUCUAGGUCAGUCGUGCCAAUCCGACAACAGCGAAGAACAACAACGGAUGAUCGUGGCUCUCAAGGCAAUCGGAAACGCAGGAAUCAUCAACUCCAUUGAUACUCUUGAACAGUGCUUUACCAGCACUCCCAACCCCGUAGAGGUCCGGCUUGCUGCGGUUGCUGCUACACGCAGAAUGAGUUGUGGACAAGUGUCUCGGCUACCUCUGCUGCGGCUACUGCAGGACAAGAGUGAAGACUCUGAGCUGCGUAUUGCUGCAUACCUGGGUGUGCUGCAGUGUCCCACCACCUCCGCAGUGAGCAGGCUACGAGACGUGCUGCACGGCGAGGACACAAAUCAAGUUCUCUCAUUUAUUUGGACCCAUCUAACGAACCUCCAAGAAUCAGGCAGCCGCUGGAGAAAAGAAGUUCGUCAGAUGUUGCAGGACACUUAUUUUCCCAACAAGUUCAAAACUGACGCUAGGAAGUUCUCCAGAAACUAUGAAAUGUCGGCUUACUCUGACAUCCUCAAUUCAGGAGUGACAGUUGAUUCCAACAUCAUCUUCAGUACCCAAUCUUACCUUCCCAGAUCUGCCAACUUGAAUUUGACCCUGGAUCUGUUUGGAGAAACAAUCAACAUGUUCGAAGUAGGAACGAGAGUUGAAGGUUUUGAGACGGUUGUUGAAAGCAUUUUUGGCCCAAAAGGUCUUUUCCCUGACGAAUCGAUGCAGAAAAUGCUGAAGAACAUGAGAGAAUCCAAUGUAGAGAACAAUGGAGUGAUUGAGACAAUGUCAAAAUCGUUCACCAAAGGAACCAAGAACGAACCUCAAGGAGCGAUGUUUGUCAGAAUUUUGGGAAAUGAGCUCUACCUUACACAGUUUACCGGAUUAGGUGAAUUUAUGGAUUUGAAAUCAGUGAAAAAACAAGGUCUUAAGCACUUGAAGGAAUCUUUGUCAUCCAUUUUCACCAACAAGAAUUUUGACUACUCUAAAUCAUUUAGAUUCCUCAACACAGAGCACGUUAUCCCGACGAUUCUGGGGCUUCCGUUGAAAGUGAAAGUGAACGGUACAGCGUCGGUCGGUAUGAGGUUGAAGACAGAACUAGAUUUUGACAACAUCCUGAAAACAUCUUCAGGGAACAUCGUACUGUUGGCCAACCCCAGUGCUGCCGUAGCUAUUGAUGGGAAGAUGACGGUAGACGCUGUAUUUUCUCAAGCCAGUGUUGAAACCAAGGGAUCACUGAGCAGUAACACCUACUUGGAUACAAACAUCAAAGUUGAAAAAGGAAAAGUAAUUGAUGUGUUUGUAAAUGUUCCCAGAGAUAAAGUUGAAAUAAUAAAUGUCACUUCUGCGGUUUAUGUGAAGAAACGAGAUCAGUUGGUGGAAAUAGAAGGAGUGGGUGAAGUGAGUGAGCAAGACACAUGCUCAGGAGUUCACGUACCGACAUUGAGCGGAAUGAGGGUUUGUACCCAGUAUGUGCUGAGAAAUGCUUCAGCCAUUGAAGAUUCUCCGUAUUUCCCCUUGACUGGAAAGUUCCAGUACGCCUUAGCUCUGCAGAAGUCUGAUGAUUUUGAGUUCUACCGAUUCCAUUUGAAGCAAAACUUUAAUGCAUUAGCUGAUGCCAACGCACACUUUUUAAGGUAUUACACGGGAGAUUUUGAGAUAGAGAUGGACACACCCGGGUCCAAGAUAAACAGAAGAUUAGCCGCUGAGUUGUUUUUUGACUCAAAGAACGGAAAUGCCAAACUGCAGCUGGAAAGUCCGGCAGGGAGUGUGGAGUUUUCUGGGAAACUUUCUGUCGAGGGCGCUUCCAGAGAGGCGGAACUAGCGGCCAAAGUGAACGGAGAAGAUUACGUAGCCUUGAAAGUGGGCUUGCGAUCGAAGAGCGAAGCAAAUAACAUCAUGCUGGUGCCAUCGUUUUUGCUGCAAGUUGUGCCAAGGAAUCUCAACGUCAAUGUUACUGGGCACUUUGAGAUCGAGGAAGGGAGUCGGUACAGCGGUGCAUUCUCGGCUGAAGGACUCACUGAACAAGCUAUUGAAGUUCAAGGAGAUGUUAAUGGAGCCAAGGGACGGUACUCUGGCUACCUGGCAGCCAAGAUGGGCAAAGUUUACGGGAAGGUGAACACUAACAUCGUCAACACCGCGGCAGUGACCAGCUGUAAGACACAGGUCCGCUACGUACUGCCAGGACGAUCUUCCCAGAGCGUAGACUUCACUGGGAAACUGACCAACCACAAGCGCGGCGGCUUCACUAAGAAACAGCUGAUGGUUAAUCUACAAAUGAGCCAAGCGCCCCAAUACAACACCAAGGUCGGUUGGAUCCUGUACAGAACCAAGAUGUACGUGGACAGCAAUGUGGACUUGACUGUGGGCAAGACUCAAUGGAAGAGUCAACAGCUGUAUCACAACAACCUGCAGACGACCAACAAGACGUUUGAAGUCAUCCUCAGCCUAGAGUCGCCCAGCAAAAACCUGGACUACAGAGCUGAACUGCAGUAUAAGACGACGGAUGACAGUGUCCACGGCCACGCACUGGCGCAGCUCAGUAGCACCAAGAGGUUCCUGGCGCGCGCUGACUACUCUGACAAACAGCCCCGGCGCACCGUGCAGCUAGAGGCUGCCAGCCCUUGGAACCGGGCGGCGCUGGAGACGGAACUGAUCACAGAACCGGCGCAGGGAGUCAACUGUUACGCCAAGAUGACGUGGGGCGCGGUGGAGAUGCCGAGAUGGAUCUCUGCUACUGGCAGAUACCUGUUUGAAGAGACCCCUCUUAGUGCUACAGUAAUGGUUGAGGGGAAGGUUGAAGUGAUUGAUUGGACGGACCCGAUAGAAUUUACUGGGUUAUGGAGAGCCAAGGUUCAAGACGGACUAAUAAUCAGCGAAAGUGGAGUCACUGUGUUCGUCAACAAGGAGAAAUACUCUGUGGAAGUCGGUUACGUGAAAAACUCAUUAAAAGGAAAAAAUGAUAUAGAGGUGAAGUUAAAUCUACCCGACAACUCUUACAAAGGAAACUUCCUUCUGGUCAAUAAUCAGGAGAGAAAGAAUGUCACUGUUCGAUUGGAUUUGGAAAAGACUUUGUACUUCACAACUCAGUUGCAGCUCUGGAAAGGAUUUGAUCUUCAGUUAUUCUGGGAUUACCUCGAGGACAGGACCCAGUCUGUAGUGGUACAGUACAAGACUUCUCCUAGAUCUGAAGUAGCGGUCGUUUCCAUGCCGGGCCACUACGCUUCCCUCACUGUGGAUAAACUAGCACCUGGGUUUUCCUCGAUGAACAUAACAGCGAUGUGGGGAGAGAGCGAAGGAUCUGCUACCAACGCGAUCCUGUUGUCUUCCUUCUGGAACUUCAAGAUGUCGUCUGUUUAUCAUCAGACUCUAGGAUACGUAGCCAUGCCACUCGUACAGGCUAAUAUUCACCUUACAACUCCGUUUGUGGGCUUCGAACAACAGAGUUUCAAACUGAAUGUCAACAGCGUAGAAAAUCCUGAAAUGAGUCAUCCGGAAUAUUCUUUCGUCAGAGAAUUCAAGGUAGAAACAAAGUGGCAACAACAGUUUGUUGAUUUUGACUUCACCCAUGAAGCAAGAUCCAAACAAACUUCACUGUCGAAUGCUUACACAAAAAUUCACCUUUUACAACAAUCGUUGACGUCAGUGUCGUGUUCAGUGGACUCGUCGUUGGAAGCUCUGAGGGAAGUGUCUGUAGUGGGUUCGGUUCAAGAUCAGCAGGAAUUUUCAGACGAUGUAAUGACACAUAGUGAAAGGAAUCAUAGCUUGAAUGUGACUUACAACAAUUGGGUUUUGACAUCAAACUCUACGUACACUCCUGGAGAUCUGAACGUGCUUGUUGGAAUCAGCGACAAAGAAAAAGAAGAGACCGUCAUGUCAGGGCAAAUCUCAGUUGGUGACAAUUCAAUCAUUGUUCAAUCGUCUUUCUCACCCAACAAGAAAGUGUCAUUCAGAAGCACAUACAGUUGGCCGUACCAUAUCGCUGCAAGUCUUGAGACACCCUUUGCAGGUUUCGAGAAGUCUAACAUCCAGCAUGAUUUUUACGUAGAAGAUAAUGGGUUGCAAACAAGACUGGUUGGAGAGGUCGGAAAAGAGUUUUUCACAUUCUCCACAAAUUUGCUCAAGACUCAAUCAACCUUAGAAGGAAACGUAUCUAUUUCUUCAUCUUCAGAGUUACCAGACGUGCACGCUAGAGUGGAACAUGAAAUUUACAAAGAUGAUCAAAAAACCUCUCUGAAAGAGGCUUUUGCGGUCACUCUAAGCAAAGGGGACAAAGUGCUACAUAGCAGUGGCCUUUUGUCUUUAGUUGACCUCAGAGAUUCUUCAUCCUCAAACACAAAACAUUUGAAAACAUUAAUAAUUUUACCUGGACACUUGUCGAGCUUCAACUACUCUCUAAACACCCAAGUGAAGACAACCGGUGUGGAGAAGAAUCAUGAACUGAAUCUACUUUGGAAUAGUGAAAGAAUGCAAGUGGGAUUAAUUCACGAAGGUUUACAUUCUCUCGCUGGAUUUGUAAAAAGAAACAAUGACAAAAAAGCUGAACUUUCUUUCAAAAAGCACUCCAACUCCAAUUACAAAAUGGACUUAUACUUACAUGGCGGCUACUCGAUCAAACAUCGGUUAUUUUUCCCCAGCUACACAAACUGGGAAAAUUUCUUGGCUGUUACUUCUCCCACGGGCAAAUUGAUAGUGAAGAAUUUGCAAACGUUGAAUGGAGACAGGACAAGUUUCGUACACAAAACCACUAUAUCUUUGAACAAAGAAGUUGCUUAUGUAGAUUUUGUCUAUAAUCUCGACUCUAAGUCAAUGAAAGUUCAAAACGCCUUGUUCUCCACGACUACUCCAUGGUACAAUCCUGUAGUAACUAAGUAUGAUCUGGUGGUCGAUACUGGAGCAACAACCAAGCACGAGUUUGAGCUCAAGUAUAAACAAGGACAGGUAAUAAAAGGAGUAUUUGACAUUACGGUCUCGGAUAAAAAACACUCAGCAUCAUUCAAUCUGUAUUCACCCUACUGCAAAGACCUUUCUGGUAAGGUUAGUUUUGAGAACAAUCAAAUUGAAUCGAGAGGAAGUUUUGUUUUGAAUGCAGAUGGAAAACAACUCAACGGUGAUCUUCAGCUAGUCAAAAACUGGAUAAACCCUCAGUUCUCAGUUAGCCUUGAUAGUUCCAAUGAGAACAUAAUAAAAGUUACUUGUGGUUACAAUUUAGGUAAUAUUAAUAAAAAUGAAGGCAUCAUUUUGAGACAUCAUUUUGAAGCCUCAUAUUACAAUGAAAAUAUAACUCUUGAAGGAAUCCACUCAUUCACUAAAGAUUCCCUAAAGAUUGAUUUGAAUGCAGAAACACCUAUUAUAGGCUGGAAAUCACUCUCGUUUGGUUUUGACUCAAAGUUGUCUCGACAGUAUUCAAUGUUUGUACUGAAUGGUAAGAAGGAUGAAAUUUCCUUUGUGUUAUCUGGAACUGGAUCUUUCCAAAGUGAUCUGGUUAAAGUCAGUGCCUCGAUUGACUACUCAAUCGACAAAGUGCCCCAAAAGCAUUCGACUUUGUUUGAAUACAACAGAGGUAGAGAAAGUUUGUUUGUUUCAUUCAAUUUCCAGAGUAAUGAUGCAAACUUAAUAGACUUUAAUAUUAAUCUCUUAAAAGAGCCUAACACUGUUGAAAAUCAAGAUUCAUAUUUGUUUACUUACAAAGCGCAAACUCCGCUGGAAACACUCCCGGAUUCUGAUGUGGAAAUGAGAUUUAUCAAAAAUGGAAAAGCUCAGAAGAUAACCGGGGAUUUCAACAUAAAUAACGUUAAAACUACAUUCAAGGGAGAAAAUACGUUCGACAGCUCAGGAAUCGGCUAUUUAGACAUAAAGGUUAACACUCCUGAUAGUAGAGUUGGAUUUUUGUUAAAACAUACACGUGGUGAUGAUCAAGAUGAUUCUUAUUCCGUACAGAUUAUUAAUAAUAGUGCAAUGUACAUUAAAGGCACCGUCACAAUUCUGAACGUGGAGAAAGGAUUGUGUAUAAUAUACAGUCUUAUGUCGUCUGUAGAAACUUUCGGUGAUAUCGAAGGAACUACUGUUGUGAAGCCAGGUAACAGUUCAUAUAACUUUACUAGCUCACUUACUGUUAACGGUGACAACUCAAAUAUCUCAUACAACGUAUCAAUCAGUGAAAGCGAUGAAGAAAAAACCAAGCAUGACCUGAACGUAUUGGUAAAUUUCAGAGGUUUAGAAACUAAAUUUCAAGGGGACUUGGAAUAUAAAAGUGUUAACUCAGAAUUGGUUCAGUUGAAAGGACAAAUAACUGAUGGGAAAUCAGUAAGCAGCAUUAACUAUGCAAAAUCUUCUUUUUCAGAAAGGAGUUUCGAAAUUGAUUUGUCGGAUAUACUCAAGAUUUCAGGUGGACAAAAUGACUCCGGUUCAACCUUAUCUUUGAAAACAAUUGAAACCGAAUCCAUCCCAAACUUUUGUCUUGAUUUGGCAAUAUAUAAUGUUGGAAUUUCAUUUAAAACCGAAAGUAAAUUUGUGGGUAAAAUUUAUUUCAAGGCCGAGGUUAUUGAUGUGAAAAAUCUCUCCAUCUCUACAGAAUUAAACAGUGUUAAGGUAAAUGGUGUUCUACAUGUUGUACCAAGUGAUUCGGUCAAUUUAAAAGUGACGAGUAAUAUUCCUCAUUGGAGUGAAUUGAAUAUCUUAGUCAGACAAAGCAAUAUUGAUUAUAAUAAGAAAAACUAUGAAAUCAAUGUUCGCAAGGAAAAUCAAGAGAUAUUUAAUCUGAACGCUGUAGGGAAUUUCAACCCUUCGCAAGGAAACGGCAUUCUCUCAUUAACAAUGCACAAGUUCUUUAUCAAUUUAGAAUUAAAUUAUGAAUUUUCUUCUUCUUUCUCGCUUGGUUUGAACUACAAUAUCAAUGGAAAUAAACAACACACUGAAGGGAAACUCACUCUUUUGCCUGAUUCUGCCAGACUGGACUUAGCAACUCCAAUAAAAGGGCUUGAAGAUUUAACGUUAAUUAGUACUUUGAACAGGAAAAAUAAGAAAAUUGGACUAGUCAUGGAAAGAAAUGGAAAAACUAUCACAGCGGAAAUGUCUACAACUGUCGAAGGUCAAAGAGUUAUUUUGAAAGGUACAGUUACUGAUGGGAAGGACGAGUUUGCAUUCUCGAUCGGAGCCCAAAACGGAACAGCUGAUGAGCCCAAGUCAGCCUCAUUCUACAUUACCGCGUUCAAAAACAAACUGGCUGUUCUUAUGAUAUCUUUGGAUGGUUCAUACGAUCUUGUAACAAGGGCUGGAAUAAAAUUCUCAUUUUCAUCCUACUUCUACAAGCAAAUUUAUUUUGAGAUUUCGUCACUUAAGGAAGAACACAACCAAACCUUUUUAAUCAACUAUAUGUUUGGCAUUGAUACUGCUUAUUCCCUAAAAUCUACCAUUGUCAAAAAAUUGUCUAGUCCCAAACUACUCAUCGAAUCCAACUUUGGACCUCAAAAUACAAUAAUUGAUAUCAGUUAUGAUAUUGGAAGCCCAGUAAAAGCUGUUUCCCUGAUGUUCAGUCAUGAUGAUAAGCUGUUUAAUAUUGUCGGGAAUGUUUCCUGUACAAACCUGAAAAGCCAAGUGGUGUUAACUUGGAAAAAUGAAAAUGUUUUGAAUGGUUUGAAGGACUUGAAUAUUUUGGGAAGUUAUGAUUUCGAAGAUAAGUCAUUGAUCGAUGCUUUGAUCAAAGUGAAUGGUGUAAAAUAUUUCGAUCUUUCCUUGAAGAGCUUGACCCUCUAUGAAACUAAAUUCCAAUCAACUCUCGUCUCUAACAAGUACAUUAAUAAUUCAUACCACCUCAACGUGGAUUAUAACUUUGCUCUACCAGAUUUCAGUGUGUCUGCCCAUGUAGUAUUAAAUGAAGAAUAUUACAAAAGUAAUGCCAAUCUAACUUGGAACGAUUCAGCUGCUAUAGUCUUCUACCAGCUUCACACGAAUGCAGGCUACGGGUUUGAGAAAGCUGUAAUGUCGGCUCAUUACAUAACUAGUGGAACUAGCUUCUCACAUUUCAUAGAUUUCACUAUUGAUGACUCAACUUUGUUCCAUUUAGCUUCAAACAUAUCACAACCGAACAGAUUUUCUUUAGACAUCAUAUUACCUGACUCUCUAUUCCUACCGUUUGUGAAAGAAAUAAGCACUAAACUAAUUUUAACAGAAGAGGAAAAGAAGAUUGUAUUUAAGUACUUGUCAGGUUCACAAGAGAGGAGAAAACUCGACUUGGCUAUUUUAGUGAAAGGUCAUCAAUGUAUGGUGCAUGUGGGUCGGUCUGAAAUCUACGAAGAAGGAAAUCUGCAAGCUGACCGUUUCAUAUUUUCUUACAAACUAUUGAAAAACAUAUUGGAGUUUGAAACUUCCAUGAUUUGGGAAAACAACGAGCUGUUUACUGUAUCUUUCACCAAAGACUUAUUGUGGGGUUUGAAUGGAGUCGAUGCACUUCUCAGUCCUGGUGGCCGACAUAUUUGGCGGGUCGUUUUUGUGAGUAAAGACUUUUUUGAGUUUUCAGGAGUUGUCAGUGGAAACCAAAUUCAAAUAGUCUUCACUCACCCUUCCACCAUUUACCACAAACAACUUGGCAUUACCAAGUUUGCGUAUGCAAGCAAAAUUGAAGAAUUUGAAAUGUUCAAAAUUAAUUAUAAUUUAGGUGACGUAGUUCGCAGCGAAGUUAAUUUUAAUAGUCCCAAGGCUUUUGUGAUGAACCUUUUAAAUAAAAGAGAAAGUUAUGGAACGUCUGCUAGCUAUGAGGUCGUACACCAAACUGGAGCUUACCAUGGCAAAGAGGAAGGUCUCUGCGAAGGUGCCAAGCUCACCGCUUCAAAAGUCACAUGUGAUACGUUGCACUACAAGUUGUAUCAAACAAAUACUGAUAAUCCUUUAAGCCUCCACAUAAAAUUUAACUGGGUCACAUCACAGCUAAAUGGUAUUUUUUCAAAAGGACAGCAAACUUAUAGAUUCGGUGGUAUGGCAAAUAUCAGCACAAUUGAACCGAUGUGUUCGGGUCUAUCAAUGUAUUUCAAUUCAUCAGCUAGCCCGUCGACACCAUUCAUUCUUAAAUACGAAACAAACUGUAUGAACUCACUGAGCGCUUCACUCAAUCUAUUCACAAAGGAUGCAAUGGCUCUGAAUGUAGUUUAUGGUUCGAAUUACACGAACAAAAGCCUUUAUAUUCAAGGAUAUAACAUAUAUUAUACGCAAUGGAACAUUUCUGGAGUCCUAAAUAACGACCGGAAUGGCAACGUAGAUAUUAAUCUAGACAAAAAUAACAUCAAAGUCAGUUUUCUACCAAAUUUACUGAAUAAGAUGGUGUUCACUGUGAGAACCACUUAUAAUGGACUAAGAAAAUUAGAGAUCUCACUCAAAGAUAAAACUGCAAAUAAAUUUUUUGUUCAAGACGAGUACUUAGUAGCCAACUUCAAGCUCGAAGGAUCAAGGACAGACACCGAAUGGAACUGUGAAUAUAAACAUUUCAGAAACAACACUGUUAUAUUCAAUGUUGUAUCUAAUGAAAACCUGGCAUUUUACCUUGAAUUUGAAAAGGGUAAAGAGAUUUCUUUAAAAGUAAACAAAAAUGGUCAACUGUAUGAGGGUAAAGGCUCAAUAGAAAAUUCAAACGAAAAUAAACAAGGGGGUGUAAUAUUGUCACUAGAUGGACACCAAUAUGAAUUGAAUUUUGAACAUUUAACAACAGAAGAAGGCAAAAUUAAUUCUUCAAUAACAUUUGACACUCCAUUUGAUCAAUACUUUGCUAAACUUUGUAUUCAAACAAAAUCUGGUUUACGGUCAUUAAAAUCUAUUCAAUUUAUGUCACUUCAAUACAAAACACCAUAUUAUCCCUUUGACUCAGGUGAUAUUGAAGUGGAAUAUUACGUCAAACCUGUUCUGUCCGAACAAGUGAUUUCACUUGAAGAGUUUAAUUUCUCCACUGAGAAAGAAGCAAGAUACGAACUGAGCUACAUUGAAUUGAUGUUUAAGCUUAGGUUGAAAACAAACGAUAUAAACAUUGAAGAUGCACUUAUUGCUGUAACCUUUGGUGACAAGUACAGCAUGAAUGUGAAGCUCGAUGGAAUUCAUCUGAAACUUGACACACUUCUACUGAAUGACUUUAAAACGUUGGCUAGCCAAACAGACCUUGAAAUCGAGGGAAUUGAUCACCCUUACCUGAAUGGAAUGAAAGGAAAAUCAUUUUUGAAAAUAUAUUUAAAUCCAAAAGAAUACAAAGUGAUAGCUCUGUUGAGAUGUCCAUUGGUUGAAACUGUGUUGGUCACCUCGGAUUCUCUAAGAGAUAGCAAUAAUUUACUGCGAACAGCUCUUGUAGUUUAUGGAAAAGAAACUAUAUUAAAAUUUGACACUAAUGUGGUAUCUGAUGGAAUUGUUGGAUCAGAAAAUGAUGUCUUUGUACAUCUGUACUCCCAAUGGCAGAAUAGAAAUAUACUGGAGUUUAGAUUGGACAUCAAACAGUCAGAUAAUACACUUUCAAAAAUUAAUUUUGACAUUGAUUCUGAAUUAUUAGAGCUUAAAGCCAGAUAUAGUAGUGAAGAAUUAGAUGGUGUUUUGACUAAGUCUUUGAAAUUUAAUGUAAAUGAAACCUAUUUAGGUUCUUUUAAUCCUGAAGUUGUCUUCAAACGCCAAAUUGACAAACACUCAUACAUGGAGUACAGCUUGGAUUUCACAAAUGGAUUCUUGCAUGAAAACUACCUAUGGAAAGGAAGAGGUAAUUUAAAAAUACCAGAUCUCAGUUUAUUUUCCAUCGAUACUAAACCUUCUAUUGUCGCUGAUAUUUCGGUGGUGUCAAAGUCUGUCCAAUAUGCAUCAGUGAUUGAGGUACUCUUCAAACGGAACAAAUUAGAUGCUUCAGUUAAGUGGAAGAGAUCUGUUAGACCAGCAAAUCAAGAUGAUGAUCAGCAAUUUUCAUCUUUGUUAUUCGGAGGGGAGAUUCAGAAAAACAGUGCCGAGUUCUAUUUAAAUAAUAAUAGAUUUUUCGGUUCCAUAGAAAGUACAAAAUCUCAAACAUCUAUUAGCGUCAAUCUGGUCAAUUCCAAUCUCAACAAGAAUAUCACAGUACUUGCGAGUGUACAGUUCACCCCUGUAUUUUUGAUGACAGUGUCACACACAGUUUUUGAUAGUCCCUGUUCUGUUGAAAUAAAAGUAAGUAGAAAGCCUCAGUACAUAGAAUCAGCUGUGAUAGUGGAAUACAACAGUCUUAAACAACAAGCUUACGUAAAUGUAUAUUUGGACAAGAAUCCCCGGUCUAUUGAACUCGUUUACAUUGAUAUUUGGCAGCAAAUACAUCAAGUAUCCGGCCAGGUUGAGGAAAAAGACGAAGAGAUGACUAUUAAAGGAACAAUAAAUUCACCUGCAUUGGAUGAGAAUUUUGUAAUAAUCAACGUUGGUAAUAAAAAUGACAAGUUUGACCUCAAUUUGAGUGACAUGGCAAUCUUCAAGGCAUUUAAAGACGAUGAAUCCUUACUUCUUAAUCUUUUGAUUUUUGGCAACGACUACAGAUUUGAUUUCAAAAACAAAAGUGGAGUCAAUGAAUUAACUUUAGAAUCUCCAAUUUUAAGUGGCAAUGUCAUCUUCUCACUAAACGAAACUUUGUUUAAAUCGUUUGUCACAGGUAAUGUUCAUUUCCAUUCAUAUGAUUUCAUUCUUGACAUGAACAAAAACCAACUCUUCAAUAUGUCAAUUGAAAAUGGAACAACAAAUAUUUUGAAUGCCAUAGUAGAGUUUGGAAAUAGCAAUGGUGUUGUCCAAUUAAACAUAGAAUAUAAUUAUUUCAACCAAAUUAACAAACUAAAUUUGAAGCACACUUCUGAACCAGUUCUUUUUGUUUUGUCUGUUAAUAGCUCAUUCUAUCUUAGCAAAGGCUUUGAAAUAAUGCUCGGUCUAAAGAAUGAAGAAGUUAUUACUGGAAUUUUUGAAGUAACACAUGAAAGGCCUUUGUUGAAGAGCUAUCUUGUCUUGAGUAAAGAAAAUAGAUCUCUGGAGAUGACUGCUGAAGCCCCUCUUUACUCUGAGAUGGACAAAGCUAAGAUCAACGGUGUUUUCAAGUUUGCUGAAGCCAGUGACUGUGAAGUACGACUGUCAGGUGCUUUAUCGUCUGCUGAAACACUUAUGGCUCAUGUUUCCCUUCACUUGAUAAACAGAGAAGAUAUUUUCUCCUCUGGAUUGAUUAUCAAAAAUAAGUUAAACAACUUCAAAGGUGUUGAAAUAACAGUUGAUAUACCACUUCAGUUUUCACGAGACAUGAAAGCCAAUUUCAUCGUUCAACUGCCUUAUCACAAGUCUUACGAGUUCACUUCUUCUCUAUGUAUCAGUGAAAAUAAAGUAGCAAGUUCUGCUUUUUUGAAGUGGCAAGAGUUUAUCUAUUCAUUGGAUUACGUUUACGGCGAUACUCCAUUUUACGCAGCGUCCUACGAAUGGAAUAUUCACUAUUUGGACAAGAAAUUGCAAGUUGGUGCUUGGAUGAAACCCAAAUAUCCACUAACCGACUACAUCUACUUUGUGGACCUCGAUGAACACCGUUUGGUGCAGCUAUCUCACGCGCUUUUACUUCAGAACAACCAUUUCAAGAGUAAACUUGUUCUUGAAUCCAUUUUUAAAGGCUAUGAAAAGUACGGAAUCGAUCUGGAGCUUCAAAACUUGAAAUCUGGAAAAAUAGUUAAGUUGCUUGGAAGUGCUCCUCAAAUCGGAACAGAUCUCGGUGUUGACUUUGCCUUUACAUAUGAAAGCUUGUUACAUUAUGCUGUAUUAGCUCAAGUAAGAUUUCCUUAUGAUAAUCAAGUAAAAACUGCUAAAAUGACAUCCCUUCAAAAAAUUCAAAGAAAUGUAAACUAUACAAAAAUAAAACACUCUCUUGAAUGUGACGAUAUCGGAGCAGUCGGGUGGGAGUUUGAAAUGUUUGGAUCAGCUCCUUUCUUCUGGCAAGGAGACCUUUCAGCUCUUGAAACCAAAGUGUCUUUCAAAAAUGCCACAUACUCGGCCAAGAUCAAAUCUUAUCUUCAGCCUGACAGACUUCAAGUAUCCUGUGUUUUAGAGGCACCACUUGUUAACUUCCAAAAAGGGGAACUGCAUAUAUCAGGAACUAAAGAGUUAGUUGGGUCUGAACUAGUGUUUUCCCUCAACUCGAAUGAAGUCGUCAAUGCAACCAUUUCUAAAGACAUGAAAAACAAUAAUAAUAUCAAAAUCUUGAGCAAGUGGAGGAAUUUACUGUUCACUUACUUGUAUGAAGUGAAUGACGAAGAACUGGGAGUGAGUGGGUAUAUUUGUUGGGACCUGAAUAGAAAAGACCUCUCUCAACUAGGGUUGUCGGUUGCUAAAAAAACAUCUGAAAAGUAUGAAACAUCAACAGAAUUAAUUCUUCCAUCCACUUUAGUUCCAAAACUUGGUGCAAAAGUUGUCUUUGCAAAUAAGAUAAAUGAGCUGUUUACUUUGCUUCAAUUAAACUUACCAAGCAUUUCACUGGAAGGAAAGCUUGCUUGUGAUCAUUCACCUGCAAUGUGGAAAUCAGGCUUCCAGUUGAAGUGGACACCAAACGAUAGUAAUUCUAAAGACAUCGGCUUAUUUUAUGUAAGGGAAGUAAAUGAAGAUGAGACGAAAACUUACUUUACAUUACAACACUUUGCUUUGAAGAACGAUAUCAUGUUAUCGACAUACGUCAAGAAAACCCUGUAUGGUGUAAACCUUCAAUAUUCACCUCUUAAAGAAGAAGAAAUAACUCUAGAACUGAGCCACUGGACUGUUCAAGAUGGAGAUAAAGACCGGACUGGGAUUAAAUUCACUGCUCUACACCCUGCAUCCAAAACUCUUAUUUACAGUUUGGCCAAUGCCACUUCAACUCUUGACUUCUUCGAGGGUGGCAUUUCUGUUGCUUACAGCGGAAAAGAUUAUGAGAAAAUCAAGUACGUCGAGAUAUUUGGAAAAAAGAAUAGGAAAGAGCCGCAAGUUUUCUUGGGUUUCUCAAGCAAUGGAAACACUUUGGGGGUCAGAGGUUCUGUGUGGAAGAAAGAAAACUCUUUGCAAGGAAUGACUCUGGAGGCUAGAGUGAACCAGAACGAUCCUUUCAGAGUAGAAGUUGUCCAAAACCUGGAGAACCCUGGAGUAGAAGCAGAGAUUAGUUACAGCCUCAGUCGUAAGUAUCGAGCUUAUCUUGGAAUGCCAAACAGCAAUGAACUGACAGCCAGCUUCUCACACGGUGUAUGGAAGACCGAACACUGACG